Messenger RNA from Lampris incognitus (smalleye Pacific opah), 1926 nucleotides. It is a transcript of the gene psg4, whose product is annotated as B-cell receptor CD22. NCBI's taxonomy places the organism in Eukaryota, Metazoa, Chordata, Actinopteri, Lampriformes, Lampridae. The record is from RefSeq and is a predicted model, not a curated record. The transcript has 7 exons. The coding region runs from base 1 to 1668 and encodes 555 amino acids.
AUGUUGUGGGUGUCCCAGGCUGCCGCCCCCGUGCCUUCCGUCCCGGAUCGGGUCCACGCCGUGGCAGGCUCCUGUGUGGUGAUCCCCUGCUCCUACACCCCUCUAGGGUCAAAGGAGAGAGUGGAUGUCAGGCUGAGAGUCAGAAAACGCUACUUGCAUCCCUUCCACACCACGGCGUUUAACAGUGAGAGCAGAAAUCAGGUGAGCAGGGACUUCCAGGGCCGCACAUCUCUGUAUGGGCGAAUGGCAGACGGGGACUGCUCAGUGAAAAUGGAGCCGGUCCACCUCGAUGACCCCCGAUGGCUUGAGAUAGAGCUGAAGUCAGAUCACGACGUGAGGUGGGGUAAAGCGAAGAGCUUCAUACUGGAUGUUUCAGAAACCCCCGAGCCCCCGGUUAUCAGUGGCGUCGGGGUGGCCACAGAAGGACAGGUAGUGACCCUGAACUGCACUGCCAGCAGUUUCUGCCCCUCCACGCUCCCGACCCUCCAGUGGCAUCUGGAGAGAGGAGUCCUGGCAAACAGCAGUGAGCAGGCAGAAGGGGAAUUUGUCAGUCCUCAUACCCAAAUGCCAAUGGUACUAUCCUCUGUGUCCUUCACUGCUUCAUACCAUGUAAAACCCAGGAUUAGAUGUGAGGCCAGUUACCCAGGAGGAAAAAAAGUUUCAGCUUCGAAGGACUUCCAUUUUAGAUUUGCCCCCAAAGAGGUCAAGGUUCAGGUGCAGACGUUGACAGUUCAAGAAGGGGCAAGUGCACUGUUGGUCUGCUCAUGUAAAGCUGACCCACCCGUGUCAGAGUAUCACUGGUUUUACACCCAGCAUGGCCGCACUGUGACCCUCCACCAGCGCACGCAUUCAGUUCGGGUGUACAACGUGAGCCGGGACAUGAGGGUCCGCUGCUCAGCUCAGAACUCAGUUGGUCGAGGACAGUCUCAUACCACGGCGCUGAACAUACAAUACAAACCAGUCAUCCUCCAUCCUGCCUCCGCCUGUGUCAUAGAGAGGUCGGAGUUGUCAUGUCGGUGUUCAGUUGACUCCAACCCCAGACCAUCGGUCACAUGGAGUGUUAACGGGAGUGAGCCAGCUCAAAGUUACAACAUUUCCGUGAGGUCAGACCUCGGGAUGGUUAUGACGGCUUUACUGCAGGGCCAAAUGGACAGACCUCUGACGGUGAUUUGCUUUGCCGUCAACGCGCUAGGCAAUGACUCCUUCAUUUUGCUGCAGGGAGAAGAAGUGACUUCUCUGUUGUGGCUGGUGAUACCUGCUGUUGCUUUCAGCCUGAUCAUACUCCUCCUUUCUAACUUGCUUCUCCUGUACUGCUGCAGAAAAAAGGCUGAAAAACGUGUCCUGAGUCGGCCUCCAGCAGUGUACCAUGGAGAAAUGGCAAUCUAUCAGGACCAGAUGCCCCUCUACAUCAACUGUACUGAAGUGACUCACAUCUACACCAAUGGCAGCUACCAGCUUGUUUACCAGAACUGUACACCUCUCUUUGUCCACACCAAACAGACUCACCCAAUAAGCAGAAGAGGUGGGGAGAGAAGAGUGAGGGACAAAAAAAGAGGAAACAGAAGUGGUGGAGAGCGAAGAGCAGGUGUUGGGGCCAGAGCCCCCAGAGAGAUGCAGAACACAUCUGGCUCUGAACCAGAGGCGGCCAUCUACCUGGAGAUCCUCUGAGCUCACCCAAGAGAUCUCAUAUAAUUAAAUCACUUCAAUUACUGGACCUAUUCUUGUAAAACUGAUGAAUAUAUCAGUAGCAACUCUAAUACACACAUUUAUGUAGCAUUAACUUUUUUUUAUGAUGUUAUAAUGUUUGUACAUAGUUAACUAACAUUGUAUAAUUGUGCCCUUUCUGGGGUUUUAAUGGCAUGUCAUAAUAUCUCUUUAAAGCAAAAUUUACGUUGUAUAACUAUUGUGAUACAAUCAGCAUCUGUA